AUGCAAUGUACUGACUCAUUUGACGCAAAGGUGACUUGGGAUGGUAACAAGGAUCCUGCCAACCCUCACAACUGGACCAAGAAAAAGAAGUGGCUUUCUACUAUACUUGUUUCUUGCUUCACCUUCAUCUCCCCCGUCUCGUCCACCAUGCUCGCCCCGGCUUUGCCCGACUUGGCAGAUGAGUUUGACAUUGAGUCUGACUUUGAGACUUAUCUCAUCAUGUCCAUCUUUCUGCUUGCCUACGCCAUUGGUCCUUUUCUGUUGGCACCCUUGUCCGAGAUGUACGGGAGGGUUGUUGUUCUCCAGUCUGCCAAUAUGAUCUAUCUCAUCUUCAACACCGUGUGUGGCUUCGCUCAGACCAAGAACCAGAUCCUUGUUUUUCGGUUCUUGAGUGGUAUUGGCGGGAGUGCUCCACAAGCUCUUGGAGGAGGUGUCCUUAGUGAUUGUUGGAGAGCUGAGGAACGAGGAACAGCAACAGCCAUCUACAGUCUUGCUCCAUUCCUUGGACCUGCUGUGGGGCCCAUAGCCGGAGGUUACUUGACCCAGUACAUGAACUGGCGAUGGGUCUUCUGGGUAGUUUCCAUGGCCGACGCCCUCGUCCAAAUCCUCGCCUUCCUCUUCCUGAACGAGACAUAUCCUCCCAAGAUUCUCAAGAAAAAGGCCGACAAGCUCCGCAAGGAGACUGGCAACAUGGCCUUGCAUACCGAGUUUGAGAGUCCCGAUCGAACCUUUUUGCAGUCGCUGCGCAAGAAUCUGAUGAGACCGUUCAUCAUGUUGUUCACGCAGCCGGCUAUUCAGAUUACGGCGUUGUACAGAGCCUAUCUCUAUGGCCUUAUGUACUUGGUGCUUGCUUCCUUCCCCAUGGUAUGGGAGGAGCAAUACGAUCAAGAGCCCGGUCGAGCUAGUUUAAACUACCUGUCACUAGGCAUCGGAUUUGUGAUAGGUCUUCAGAUCUCUGGACCUCUGAUCGACAAGGUCUACGCUACCCUCAAGAACCACUACAACCACCCCGGCCGACCCGAAUUCCGCGUACCCCUAAUGUUUCCCACUGCAUUUGUAACACCAGCUGGUCUGGUCUUAUACGGUGUCUCGGCCCAUCUCCAACUUCAUUGGAUUAUACCCAACAUCGGUGCAGCCAUCUUCGCAGCAGGCUUGAUCCAGUCCUUCCAAUGCGCUCAGACAUAUAUCAUCGACUCCUAUGAACGAUACGCCGCCAGUGCUACUGGUGCAGCAGCAUUUGUCAGAACCAUGGCUGGCUUCAGCUUCCCCCUCUUUGCCCCUGCCAUGUACGAAAAGCUUGGGAUUGCAUGGGGAAACGGUCUACUUGCUGGUACGGCCAUGUUUCUCUGCUUGCUUGCCCCAUGUGUACUCUGGCGAUGGGGUGAAUGGAUCAGGAAGAAGAGCCCUUACUGUGCUGGCUGA
Molecule: messenger RNA, 1422 nt
Organism: Fusarium vanettenii 77-13-4
Lineage: Eukaryota; Fungi; Ascomycota; Sordariomycetes; Hypocreales; Nectriaceae
Exons: 5
Coding region: 1-1422 (473 amino acids)
Biological process (GO): transmembrane transport
Molecular function (GO): transmembrane transporter activity
Source: RefSeq, a predicted model, not a curated record